Molecule: messenger RNA, 4562 nt
Organism: Acipenser ruthenus (sterlet)
Lineage: Eukaryota; Metazoa; Chordata; Actinopteri; Acipenseriformes; Acipenseridae
Product: midnolin
Exons: 8
Coding region: 388-1917 (509 amino acids)
Cellular component (GO): nucleus
Molecular function (GO): protein binding
Source: RefSeq, a predicted model, not a curated record
AUUACCCAAGCUGAACGUUGAUACUUUGUUAAAUUUUUUGGUUAUUGACUUUGCAUCGGAGCUCUGAACAGCUGCGGGGACGCGGCGCAGAGCAACACAGACCCCUAUACCUGAUCUCAGGCUGUUAAAAAAAGGAGGCUUACAGCUCCAAGCAUUUUAAAAACCCUCACCACCGAUUCAGAAGAUACAGCUUUUAUUUUCUUCCGCAUUUGUUUUUUUUUCUCUUUUUACAUCUGAAAUACGGAUUGUGAAAUUACGUAAUCAAGGGCUCGCUAUUCUGUAGGAAUCCGUGUUACUGUUGUCGCAUCUAUUGUUUUACAUCGGACGUACGAUUCACAAGCAAGCGACUGACCUACAGAUGAAAGGAAGACUCUAAAAGGUCAGCGAAUGGACCAGCACCCCAGGACCAGGAGCUGCAGCAGCCGAGGAGCCACCGCCUGUGAGGCCAUCCCAAACGAGCCGCCCAUGAAUUUGUACAUCCACACCACUACCGGGACCCGCUUCGAACUGACCGUCCCUUUAGAGGAGACGGUACAAGGGCUCAACAAGAGAUUAUCGCAGAGACUCAAAGUCCCGAAAGAAAGACUCGCGCUCCUGCACAAAGAAACGCGGCUGAGUUCAGGAAAGCUUCAAGACUUUGGCAUAACGGAUGGUAGCAAGUUAACACUUGUCCCAACAGUUGAAGCCGGUCUCAUGUCCCAAGCGUCAAGACCCGAACAGUCCGUAAUGCAAGCGCUGGAAAGUUUAACAGAAACUCAGGUACGUGUCAGUGACUUCCUGUCGGGACGGUCGCCCCUGACCCUGGCUCUGCGCGUGGGCGAUCACAUGAUGUUCGUGCAGCUGCAGCUGGCUGCGCAGCAGUCCGGGGCACAGCAGCAAGCGCAGCAUCGCCACGUCAUCACAAGGGGGGAGGGUGGAGCGUCCACAGCAGGGCCCAGCAGCGGGCAGCACCCCAGGACCGGGCAUCACCCCCCCCACUCGCACCCUCACCCACACCCUGCCCCCUCUGCUGCCACUGCAACCCCAGCCAGCGCCAGACAGACGGUGCCCCCCAGCUCUUCUCCCGCUGCAGCCCCCCUCUACUGCCCCCCAGCCCGGCCCUCCCCGCUUUCUGCGGGCAUGUUCCAGUCGCAGAACCCGGGCGAGACCCCCGCCAGCGCCACGGCAGCCAGCCCCUGCCCAGAGACGACUGCGCGAAGCAGCAAACCAAAAACCAAGACUGACUCCUCCAAAAGCACCAGUAGCACUACCAGCCCGGGACGGUCCCGCAAACCUGGCGCCAUCAUCGAGAGUUUCGUCAACCACGCUCCAGGGGUCUUCUCAGGAACUUUCUCAGGCACUUUGCACCCGAACUGUCAGGACAGCACCGGUCGGCCGCGACGGGACAUUGGCACCAUCCUGCAGAUCCUCAACGACCUCCUGAGCGCCACUCGGCACUACCAGGGCGUGCCCCCCUCUCUCACCCAGCUCCGCUGCCAGACCCAGUGCAGCCCUGCCUCGCCCGUGCCCUCCCCCCCUCCCUCUCCCCCUGCCACCGGGGGAGCCAGCCUCUCCGCAAGCCUCUCUGCCAAAGCUACCUCAGUGCCCAGCGCCAGCAAGCCCAGCCUGCACCCCCUGCAGUGCCAGAGCCAGAUCCGCAUGUGCAAGCCCAGCGGCGACCGCUUGCGUCAGACAGAGAACCGCGCCACACGCUGCAAGGUGGAGCGUCUGCAGCUGCUGAUGCAGCAGAAGCGCCUGCGCAGGAAGGCUCGCCGUGACUCCCGCGGCCCCUACCACUGGCUGCCUAACCGCAAGUCCAGCCGCAGCAACAGCAACAGCAGCGUGUCCAGCGAGGGCAGCAUGGACAUGGACUUCGAGGACUCACUGUGGAAGCCGGACGUCAAGGCGGACAUGAAAUCCGAAUUCGUGGUGGUGUGAGGCUGCGGAGCGGGGGGACAAACCUCAAGAAAGAAGAAAGCGAGAGAGAUGGAGAGACAAAGGAAGGCACGUCAUCUCUAAUGUCAUGGUUUAAGGAAGGCGAUUUUGGUCUUUUCUCGGAAUUCAGCGACCUGGCCCCCGCACCCCCAACCCACCCCCCUCCCCCAUAGUUUCCAUAAGAACCCUCUGUUUGAUUUUUCCUCUCCCACACCCCUUUUCAUAAGGUUUAAAGACAGUGGGGAACUUGAGAGGGACUGGGCGGACCUGCUUAGUUGUCGUGAUAUUUGGGAUUCUCGAAUAAUGUAUAAUUAGAGACGGCAGAAAAGAAAGAAAGGAAAAAAAAAAGAAAUACCAGUUCUUGUUGUUCUUGAUGUUGAUGUUCUUGAUGUUGAUGUUGAUGUUGUUGUUGUUGUUGUUCUUCUUGUUGUUUGGGUUGGAUGGGACUACAAAGGACUACAAAAAGACUGAAAGACUACAAAAAUGGCUGCCUUACAGAAAUACAAUACAAUACAAUACAAUGGACGUGGAUGAUCACUUGGAGGGUGGCUUGUGCGCAGUAGAACAGUGGAUUGAUAACCGGCACCUGUUGCACGUCUCUCUUUUAAUGCCUGUGCUAGGACGAACUGUACCAAGAGGUGCACUGUUAGCGCAUAGUCUCCAACUGUGAUCAGCUGAACUUACUCAACUUUGAACUGGGCAUUCAUGGGAUCUUCACAAUUCAAAAAACGGACACAAAUACUUUUUUUUUUUUUUUUAAAACAAAUAUGUAGCAUUGUUCACAAAGCAUUCAGGUUUUCAAAAUCAAACAUAAACGUGUUUUUUGCACAUUUUUAUGAUUUUUCAAAUGCCGAUGGGUGGCCAAGAGAGGGGUUGACUUUCCCAAUGGCUUCGGUAUGGAGUCUGUCUGAGGACAAAAAACUAAACCAGAGGGACAGGUACUGAGAUUGAUAUCAGCGGGACCCCUGUCUUUAACAAUAACCUUGAAUAUUAAAUAAAAAUAAAUACAUAAAGUGCUUUUAGAAGGGUGUCAAAUCAUGACUUUAAAUAUAUAUAUAUAUAUAUGAAUAUAUAUAUAUUUGUUUGUUUGGUUUUUUUUGUACUUUUUUCCCUACUGUUUUUAAAAAACAGAACUCUGUAUGGCUGAGUUUUAAGCCAUUUAUUAACAAAUUAAUUUUAAAUCUCACUUUUUUUUUCUCAUACCGUAGUUUGUAACUUUACCAAUGAGCCAGUAUGAAACUAGCUAAGCGUUCACUCACCCCUUUGUCACACUCCCUGCAUCUGUCACGUGCGAGCCGAGAACCUUGUCAUUGUGUCAUUAUGGUUGGAAAUCACAUGCUUAAAAAAUAAUGAAACCCCAAUACUGGAACAGAGACCCAAUGGAGACGGACAGGACAGGAGCGGGUGUGAGUUCAAAGGUAAGAAUCCGUGUCUGUCAGGAUCUGUUGCUCCAUGGGUAAGCUGAACAAACAGGUUCCUUUUGGAACCGCCUUGCAAACAAAGCAUUAACACUGAAUUCAAUCAAAAAUCUCAUUGCAAUGGCUAUACUUCAUAAAUUCUGAUUGUAAAUAACUGCCAUGAGUGUUUAAACCGUAAAGCCCAGCAUCUCCGGGCAUCUGUCGUGUAUAUUAGUCACGAUGGCACUGAAUGGGGAAGUGAAAUCCCCAAAGAUAAGAAUGCUCUCCACAGGAGUUUUGCUGUUAUUUUGGUAUGUAACUGACGUGGCCCCAAAAAAGGGCAGUGUUCUUGGGCAACGCCUGGCUGACCACUUCCAGAUGCUUGUUAACGACAACAGACUCAACCCAGUACUUACCACACCUCCUCAUUGCACUGCAGCAUUAGAUGGAUUUCUUUGUGGGUAACCUCUGUACUGAUGCUUGCUACCCAGCGCCUGCAUUGGUAACCAGCGUGGAAAUCGAUUUCCCAGUUUGGAUACAAGAGCCGGGAAGCAUCAGCUAUACUGGUUACCCUUAAAGAAAUCCAGUUAACUAGUUACCAGGGAUUACUGGGACAUAUUAAGACGUCAUUCAAAACCAGUUUGAACAAUAAGAUUAAUACAGUGUGCUGGAAUACAUGAAACUCACUGGAGGUAUUUGACGGGCUUAUUGAAUGGAAAUCUUCGUUAACUUGUAUUGAAAUUGGUUAGUUGAUGAUUUAUUUUGGAUAUCAACUGGAGAUGCUAGCCAGUCUUUCCACAUCUGUAGCUUUAGAUGUGUGCCGUGUUGUGCCUUAACCUUUCACCUCCUAAACUCGACCUGAAAAAACAUGGUCUGAACAAUCCAAUAAUUGGUUUGAAAGUGCUUUUUAGUUUCCCAGAAAUAUCAGAGAGUUCCUGGUAUAAAUGAGGACUUAGAGAGUCAGAACUGUGGGAGGUGAAAUGUUAAGUCUAGUUUGCACGCGAGUAAGGUUUUCUUUGCUGGAAUUGUAUGUGUCUGAAAUCCGCGCUGUCCUGAAUCUUUGUCUUCCUGUGGUGCCAUGUUGUUUCCAUGUUUCUGAAAGCCAAUCAGUCCCCUUGCCUUGCCUCACCAACAAACCAAAAAACAACAACAAAAAAAACAUAUUGACCCGGCAUCUCCAUGGCAACUUAAGUGCCCUGACUCAAAACAAAAAAAAAAGGCGCGUCACUUCCUGGAUACGCUCUGUGGACA